GGUCCUGUUUUCCAAUCGACUGCUUUUUUCCCGACAAAACCAUGACUCCCGUGGCAGAAAAGACCCAGGCAGCGCCUGCAACUCACAAGCAGCCUUCCCGUAAGGGCAAGAAAGCAUGGCGCAAGAACGUCGACAUUACAGAGCUGCAGGAAGGUGUUGAAGAUGUCCGCGACCAGAUCAUCCAAGGUGGUGUUUUGACCGAGAGACCUGCCGACGAGCUUUUCGUUACCGACAUCAAGGGCUCCGACUCUGUACAAGCAGACUUCAACAAACGCCACAAGCCUCUCAAGGCCGACGAGAUUAUCGCACAACGCUCCAAAGUACCCGCAGUGGACAGCAGGAAACGUAAGGCCGAUGGAAUCGCAACCGGAAGCAGCAAGCGCAACAAGAACGGCACUUUUGUCUCCCACAAGGACCUCCAGCAUCUUCGCAGCGUCGCAAACUCUGGCGGUGCCCAGACCGAUAUCAUCAAGGCUACCGAGAGCGCUGAUCACGAUCCCUGGGGCAUGGAGCCUUUGCCUCAGGACCCCAGAUUCUCUUUCAUUCCGGAAAAGAAGGCCAAGGUUGCUCCUAAGACCCUGAAAUACGCUCCUAUCUCGCUGGCUGCCAACGGCAAGCCCUUCGCCGCUGUGCCCAAGCCAUCUGCUGGAAAAAGUUACAACCCCACCUUUGAGGACUGGGACGCACACGUUACCAAGGUUGGUGAGCGUGAGGUUGCAGCCGAGCGCAAGCGUCUGCAAGAGGCUCAGGAAGAGCACGAUCGUCUGGAGAAGGCCCUCGCCGAGGCAGCAAGACCCGAGCCCUCGACCGAUGACGAAUACCAAUCAGCAUACGAGAGUGAGUGGGAAGGUAUCCAGAGCGAAGCCGAGGAUUCUGGAGCCGUUACCAAGAAGCGACCGGAGAGAAAGACGCCAUCUCAGAGAAACAAGAUCAAGAGAAGAAAGGAGUUGGAGCACAAGGCAAAGUGGGACAAGCAGAUGAAGAAGAAGGAAGAGCAACUGGAACGUGUCAAGGAGAUUGCCCUCCAGCUGGCUGAGAAGGAACGUCUACUUGCAGAGCAAAAGGCCCUGCAACCCACCGGUGCUGGUGCAGAGGCUAAUGUUGACGCUGAGAUCAACGACGAGGAUGAGAACGAAGUGCUGCGCCGUCGUAACCUUGGCAAGCAUGCCGUUCCCGAUGCACCCCUUGAAGUUGUUCUCGCAGACGAGCUCCAAGACUCGCUCCGUGCGCUGAGGCCUGAGGGUAACCUCCUCAAGGACCGUUACAGAAACAUGCUGUUGAACGGCAAGCUCGAGACUCGCCGUACCAUGCAACACAAGAAGCCCAAGAGAGAGGUUACGGAGAAGUGGAGCUACAAGGACUGGAAGCUGCGCUAAAUGCUUCGUCAGUCUCUUGUGAUGACGGGGGAGCAGAACGAUGUGAUUUUUACAUAUUCUUGAUACCAGCAACAUGUCUGGGUUACUUGUUGCAUCUGCCUGGCGUUGGGGGAUAUUCAUGUAGAGUUCAGGCAUGAGGACGAUCUGUUUAGCGAUAGAACAAAAGGAGAAAAUGGCAUCUGCGGUU
Molecule: messenger RNA, 1563 nt
Organism: Aureobasidium pullulans EXF-150
Lineage: Eukaryota; Fungi; Ascomycota; Dothideomycetes; Dothideales; Saccotheciaceae
Product: p60 domain-containing protein
Exons: 3
Coding region: 42-1376 (444 amino acids)
Biological process (GO): rRNA processing; ribosomal large subunit assembly
Cellular component (GO): nucleolus
Molecular function (GO): 5S rRNA binding
Source: RefSeq, a predicted model, not a curated record